Bactrocera dorsalis (oriental fruit fly) is the source of this 1418-nucleotide messenger RNA. RefSeq lists its product as uncharacterized. Lineage: Eukaryota; Metazoa; Arthropoda; Insecta; Diptera; Tephritidae. The transcript is spliced from 2 exons. Gene Ontology annotation, molecular function: protein binding. The record is from RefSeq and is a predicted model, not a curated record. The coding region runs from base 43 to 1311 and encodes 422 amino acids.
GAACAAGUUUAAAUCCAAAUUCAUUCACCGUUGGAAAUUGUAAUGGAUAAUAAAAUUGUCGAAGAGAGAAUAUAUAAAAUAACUUCACACUUUGACCCAUUGAUCUUGAAUAAUGAUUGUUGGCUUUUGAUUUGCGAUUUACUUACGUUUCAAGAUAUAUUAAAUCUGUCCAAAGUGUCACAUUCAUAUAAAAACCUUGUGGAAUACCUUGUAUUACCGUCAAAGUUAACGAAAUGGGAAAUUUCAUUUUCGUACGAUAUCAUCGGUUUAGAUGACUUUAAAUUUAUUUUAGAUUCUAUUUAUACAACCGUUCGAGAACUGCGCAUAUUGUUUCUACCUGAACGGCAUUUUGAGCUUUUGAGUUCCUACCAAUUCCCAAACGUCACUGAAAUACGUAUUACGUUAUCUCGCCCCAUGGAUGAAGCAGAUAUUUCUACGCUAAGCUACGUGUUUCCAAAUUUGCAAGAAUUCUCGCCUCAUGGAAUUUGCAGCAGUAAAGCAAUAGAAUUAUUUGCAAAUGUGGAACAUUUGACACUGACAUGCUGUAGAAACUUAACUAAAACUGAUUUAGGACGUAUACUCUUAACACUUAAUUUGAAAUCAUUAAAAUUAGAUAUUUUUAAAAAAGUCUCUCCUUUAAGUCGUGAAGAGUUUUUAAAAUUCAGUAAAAUUGAAGUCUUAACUCUCAAUCGAAUUGAGCUGGGACUUAUUUCUGGAGUUAAUUUAUCCGAUGUUCAUAAUCCAAUUAUAUUUAGUGAUCUUAAAGUGUUAAUAAUAACAGGUAAACUUAUAGAAUCAACAGAGAUAGAUAAACUGUUUGAAAACAUUCAAUUUAUUGUGUGCAGAGAUGUGAGUUCUAUAGAGAUCGCCAACGUUUCUGAUAACUUCCUUAGUACAUAUUUCAAUACAGAAAAGUACGACUUUUUGAAACGUGUCAGUGUUCUAAAAUUUAUAAAUACCACCAUUUUGAAUAACGUAAUUGGUGUGCCUAACAAGUAUAAGGAUCUUAGAGAGCUUUAUUUUUUCUACUGCCAUGCAGCAUUAAAUUUGGAUAUUUUAACCAUUAUAUCGAAUAGUCAGAAGGUAGAUCUAAUAAGCUUUGAGGAUUGUGAUAUCCCACAUAUUGUCAUAGGAAAAGCCUUUAUAAGGGACCACUUAGGUAUUCGGAGAAAUCAACUCAUAUUGAACUGGUGUUCCAAAGAAAAGAAUCCUGAUGUACAUUGCUAUAAUGAGUAUCGCAAUUUGAUAAAAUUAACAAAUGUCUCACAUAUUUCCAGUAAUUUUGAUUCUAUGACAAUACAAUUUAAGUAAUUUAUACAUAUUUAUGUAAGUACAAACUGUGGAUUAUGCAUACGAAACUUAUUUUUAAAAGUGGUCUUAAUGUAGAUUUGUUAAUAUAUGUUGUAGUCCCUUUAUGA